This is a messenger RNA of Histoplasma capsulatum G186AR, 1077 nucleotides long. RefSeq lists its product as uncharacterized. Bases 1 to 1077 code for a protein of 358 amino acids. The transcript has 2 exons. NCBI's taxonomy places the organism in Eukaryota, Fungi, Ascomycota, Eurotiomycetes, Onygenales, Ajellomycetaceae. The record is from RefSeq and is a predicted model, not a curated record.
AUGGCUUCAAAAAGCCCCCUCGCGCCAGCCAAAAUCUCCCGUGCCACCAUCUCAUUUCUCCUAUCUCUCUAUCCCCACACCAUCAGAGAAUUCUACAGGGCUAAACUGAUAGCCAAGUCUACACCGAAAGCGGGCGCGAAAAAUUCUUCGAAACGGUCUACGACGAAAAGAAAGACCGAAGAAACUAUAGAAAUGGAAGUCGAAGCCUUUUUGGAAUUAGGUAAAUUGCGCUAUGAGAUUAUACCUGCUGCUCUGAAAAAUAGAGCUGGAAUUGGCUCUGCUACAGACACCAGUAAAAAGAACGAAGGAAAGGGGGAAGAAGAAGAUGUGAAAAGACCAAGGAAAAAGAUAAAGGUAUCAAAGGAUGAUGAUGGCUCACCCGCUCCGGGUCCCUUUCUAGAGAAGGAUGAGAUAGUCAAUCUUAUGGACUGGAAACUCAAGCAUGGCUCCCACCGACCAGCCCUGAUGGGUAUGAUACGAUCAAAUCCAGAAUCCCUCGUGAGGUCCACUACCAGGAUGGCCUUCUCGCAACUGCGGAGUGUCCUAUCCAAUACAGGCGGCGAAAAUUUCCCCGCCGCGCCACUCGAGACGCUAACAGGUCCCCUCAGGGGCGUGGGGCCGGCAACUGCAUCCCUUUUCUUGUCUAGUGCACCCUGUCAAACGUCUUCAGAUGAUCCAUCUAGCAUGGAUAUAAAUGCGCCCCCGUUUUUCAGUGACGAGCUUUUCAAUUGGCUUUGCCUGGAUAAAUAUGCGCAUGACUUCCCCAACAGCAGCAACAGUGGGAGAGAUGGUGGUGGUCCGAGACCCAAGGGGAAGUCACCAGCGAUGACGGAGGCUAAAAUCAAAUAUAACAUGAAAGAAUAUCGAGAGUUGUGGGAAGCUGUGAGGAAGCUUAGGGAGAGGGUCAAUCAGAUUCAUAACGAAAAGGGGGGCGUAGGAGACGGCCGUGGUAAAUUGGGGAGCAAGAACGAAAACAUCUCCGUGCUGGAUAUUGAGAGAGUGGCGUUCGUUAUUGGCCAUCUUGACGUGUCGGGGUAUGAGGAAGCGAUGAAGGAAGCAUCUAUAAUGGCAACCUAG